Molecule: messenger RNA, 5232 nt
Organism: Didymodactylos carnosus
Lineage: Eukaryota; Metazoa; Rotifera; Eurotatoria; Philodinida; Philodinidae
Source: the annotation of a GenBank genome assembly
AUGAAUGAUGAUAUGUUUCUAACUGAAUGGUUAGAUCAUAAUUUAAAUGUUGUCGGUUUUAAAAGUAUUUGUCUAAUCAACGUUGGUGAAAAUAUCAGUGAAAAUAUCACUAAAAAAUAUAGAAAUAAAAUUGUUAUUAUUAAUUAUAAUACAACAGAUAAACACCAACAUUUUGAUUUAUGUUUGACAUGUUUCACUACAAUUCGAGAUUAUGAUUUGUUAAUGAUACAAGAUACUGAUGAAUUUCUAAACAUAAGAAAUUCAACGUAUAUACGAGAUAAUUAUAACAAAUAUGAUCAAUUUCAUUUUAAUGAUCUAAGAUUUGGUUAUAUGCUCGAGAAAACCACUGAUUUAUUUAAAAAAAGUCUAUUAGAAACAAAUACUUAUCGACGACCACAUAGAGGGCUAGGUGAAUAUGAUGGUGAUGAUAUUCAACAACUUUUUAACUGUUCCGUAGUUGGUGGUUGGACAUCAUGUGGUAAUGGUAACGGUAAACAAAUGAUUAAGUAUGGUCUUAUUCAAGAAUUAACACCACACUGGCAUAAAAGUAAAAAUAAGAAAAGUCAAGUAUUAUUCGUGGAUAUGAAACAAGUUCGUUUACAACAUUAUUUUGUUCGAACAAAAGAACAUGGUCUAUUCAAAGCACAACGGGAAGUUCGAAUAUUAACAUUAGUUGAAGGUGAAACAUUUGUGAAUGGUUUAUAUCGUGUAUCCAAUUCAUGGAUUUUACGAUUAGUCUUAUCAAGUAGUUUAUCUGCAACGAAUGUUCGCCUAUUCACAAAUUCACCACGAGAAUCUCAUUUACCAUUUGUUCGUGAACAAUAUCGUGAAUUAGAAUGGCUUUAUCCAUCAGAAUGCAAAUAUGAUAGUUCAAGUCGUUAUGCUUCUAUUGAAUGUGUUAAAUCAGGAUCAUUUCAUUAUUACUUUACAGUAGAUGGGAGUGAUGAUCAAAAAAACUUGUCGGGUAGUGGUUAUUUCAUUGUUGAACCGAAAUUAACAUUUCCAGAUGGUAUUGGUGAUGUCUUACCCAUUGAUUGUAUCGAAUGCCAAUCUGUUUUAUCCAAAUCAUUAGGUCCGUUUGAAGAAUGGGAAUCACGUUUAUUGAUAAGUAAAUAUUCUGGAUAUAAUAUGGUUCAUUUUACACCAAUUCAAAAAUUGUAUCAUAUAUCAAAUUCAUCAUACGCCAUUACCAAUCAUCAUAUAUUAAAUCCACUAUUUGGUGAAAAUACGACACACGAUGAUAUUAAAAAAUUGGUAGAUAAAAUGGCUAAAGAAUGGCGAAUAUUUUCGAUAACAGAUCUUGUGUAUAAUCAUGCAGCUAAUGAUUGUGAAUUGCUCAAAGAACAUCCAGAAGCUGCUUAUAAUUUGGUCAAUUCACCACAUUUAAAACCACCGUUUUUAUUAGAUGCUAUAUUGAUGCAAUUUACAAAAGAUUGUCAAGAUGGUGUACUAGAACCAAAAGGUAUACCAUCCGCAAUUAAAGAUAAACAUUUACCAGUGAUUCGGCGUUAUUUCUUGAAUGAUUUAUUACCUAAAUAUAAAUUGCACGAAUAUUAUACAAUAAAUGUUGAAGAAACUCUUAAAGAGUUUCGAGAAUUACUUUCAACAUUAGAAUGUCCACUUGUACCUUAUAGUGAAGAAGAUCAUCUAAUACAAAUUAAACAUGGAAAGUAUGAACGAUUGAAAUCAACAGUGGAUUUAGACUUGGCUUCUCAAAUUUAUUAUUAUAAACGUUCUGGUCCAUCAUCGCAUGACGAUAUCGAACAAGCAUGUGAAGCACUCUCUGAUCGUCUCAUCUAUUUAAAUCAUAUAGUUAACGAUAAAAUUCAAGAACAUUUAGUUCGAGCUGUAGAUAAUACACUGGGUGCAUGUCGAUAUCAUUUUUUUGCCCACGAUGGGCCAAAUUUUGAACGUAUCACAUUGCAAACACCAUUUGUUGGCAAUUAUUUUGCAUAUCCAAAUGGUGAAUUUAAGCAUCCAGAUGAAAUUGAACAAUUAAUUGAAACAGAUAUUACAUAUCAGUCGUAUUGUAUGGCACACAAUGGAUGGGUAAUGAAUGAUGAUCCAUUGAGAAAUUUUGCCGAAGAAGGUCAAGAUGUUUAUUUACGACGAGAUUUAUUACAAUGGUCAGAUAUUAUUAAAUUAAGAUUUGGACAAAAAUAUGAAGAUUCACCAGCAUUGUGGGAUUAUAUGAAAGAAUAUACAAGAUUAGUAGCAACAACAUUUCAUGGCGCAAGAUUAGAUAAUUGUCAUUCAACACCGUUGGUUGUAGCACAGACAUUGAUGGAUUAUGCUCGUGAAUUGAACCCAGAAUUUUAUAUAUUAGCUGAAUUGUUCACUGGUAGUGAUCAAACUGAUACAGUAUUUGUGAACAAAUUGGCUAUCAAUUCACUUGUCAGAGGCCGUUUAACAGCUCGUUUUGGUGGUGAUGCAAUUGGUUCAUUUUUUCAACCAUCUUGUCGUCCAAUAUUGCCACUAAUGACACAUUCAUUCUAUUACGAUCAAACUCACGAUAAUCCUUGCCCCAUUGAGCGUCGUAGUGUUCAAGAUGUAUUACCUCGUGCUGCGUGUGUAGCAAUGGCAUGUUGCGCCAAUGGAUCAAAUAGAGGCUACGAUGAACUUGUACCUCAUCAUAUUGAUGUUGUUCAUGAGCGUCGUUUUUAUCCAAAAGCAGGUAAUGGUGAACGGGAAUCAAAUGAAUCAACUAAUUUAAUACCGGCGAAAUUAAUAUUCAAUAAAUUACAUCAUGAAUUAUGUAGUAAAGGAUAUGAUCAGAUGGCUGUUGAUCAACUGUCGACCGCGGCACUGGUUAUAACUCGUUAUAACUUGCAUAAUCAUCAAUCAAUUAUUCUUAUUGCCCAUACAGCAUUUUCGGAACCAAAAGAUACUUGGGAACAAAUAAAACCAUUGUAUAUUAACGGUCAUAUCGAUGAAGUUUUGUAUGAAAUGACUAUAUCUAUUUCGAAUGGUGCUGCUGCUGUCAAGAAUUUUGUACGUGACAAAACCUAUAUCAAUAAUUUACAACAAGUGACAGUGCAGAUUCGUGAACAUUUACCCGUUGAUCAAAGUCAAUGCGUCAAUUUACGUUCAUCGAAUCGACGAGAAGACAAUAAUGAUCGCCAUAUCACAUUCGAUAAACAUUUUCCACCAGGUACUAUUAUCUGUUUUAAAGUAUCAUUACUUCAACAAGUACAAAAUUCCAUUAUUGAAAUACGAAAAAAUCUAAACGAAUUCACGGAUGAAAGUGGUGCAAGUGAAUUUCAACAAAUUAUUAAUAAGUUAACAUUACUCGAUUUAAAUCGUGUACUCUAUCGUAAUUCAAACGAAGAACAAGCAGAUGGAUUGGGCAUUGAUGUUUAUGAAAUACCGGGAUAUGGUAAAUUAGUCUAUUGUGGUUUACAGGGUUUUAUGUCUGUAUUAGAAAAAAUUCGUUUGACAAAUGAAUUGAAACAUCCUCUAUGUCAGCAUUUGAAAGAUGGUUUUUGGUGCUUAGAUUAUAUUUCAUCACGUCUUAUCAAACAUCGUGGUACACAAGCAAUUGGGCAAUGGUACGAAAAAUGUUUUCGACAACUAAAACGUUUACCAAAACAUUUACUACCCGCUUAUUUUGAUUUAAUUAUCACCGGAUCAUAUACUGUUUUAAUUGAACAUGCAUGGAGAUUAAUGGGGCCAUUUGUACAAAAAGGUUCAACAUUUGUGAGAGCUCUCUCAAUGGCUAGCGUCAUAUUAUGUGGAUUAGUCAAAGAUGCACAACUACCAGCAUUAUCACCAAAUUUAAAAGAACCAAAACCAAUUGAAUUAACCGAUGAUCGUACUGGUUUGAAAUACCCAUUGUGUCCAACAUUGGGUGCCGGUUUACCUCACUUUGCAGCCGCUGUUUGGCGAAAUUGGGGCCGAGAUACUUUUAUUGCAUUAAGAGGACUCAUGUUAAUAACAGGAAGAUUUGACGAAGCAAGAUAUUUGAUACUUGGCUAUGGUCAAUGUUUACGUCAUGGUCUUAUACCUAAUUUAUUAGGUGAUGGUCGCAUAGCACGUUAUAAUGCUAGAGAUGCUGUUUGGUGGUGGUUGUAUUCAAUUGGAGAAUAUAUUCAUAUGGCACCUCAUGGUCAUGAAAUUUUAGAAGAUAAAGUUAGCCGUUUGUAUCCUACCCAUGAUUCACAACCACAACCACCUGGUUUGUAUGAUCAACAUUUAUAUGAAGUUAUCCAAGAAGCUUUGACGAGACAUGCACAAUCGUUGACAUAUCGUGAACGUGGAGCAGGCUACAACUUAGAUAUGGAUAUGUCAGAUGAAGGCUUUAAUAAUCGAAUUGGUGUCGAUUUUGAAACUGGUUUUGUUUACGGUGGAAAUUCACACAAUUGUGGAACGUGGAUGGAUAAAAUGGGAUCGAGUGCUAAAGCCGGUAACAAAGGCAAACCUGGUUCUCCUCGUGAUGGUUCAGCUGUCGAAUUAGUUGGUUUGUGUCGUGCUACACUCAAAUGGCUCAUUAAAGCAAACAAAGAAGGUUAUUAUCCAUAUGACAAUAUUAAAAUUUCCACAUCCAACAUUCAUUCGGCUAUCGUUUCAUCAACAGCCAAUGAAAUUCAAUUUCAAGAAUGGAUGAAUAAAAUCGAUUCGAAUUUUGAAAAAUAUUUUUGGAUCGAUGAACUCGAUCAAACAAGUCAUUUUAUUUAUCGUCGACAAAUUUAUAAAGAUACGAUCAAUUCAACGUUACAAUGGAGUGAUUAUCAAUUGAGACCAAAUUGGUUGGUAACAUGCGUUGUGGCACCAGAAAUGUUUAACGUUGAACAUAUUUGGCCAGCAUUGAAACAAGUCGAGCAUAUUCUACUCGGAAAAUAUGGAAUCAAAACGUUAGAUCCAAAUGAUUCAAAUUACGUUGGUGAUUAUGUGAACGACGAUGAUUCAUCGGAUCCUAAACGUGCACGUGGUUACAAUUAUCAUAAUGGACCAGAAUGGUUAUGGUUAAUGGGUUAUUAUUGUCGGGCAAAAUUGCUCUGGUCAUCUGUGUUAGAAAAAGAUUCAAAAAUGAAGGGUAUAUUGAAACAAACAAUUAAACAUGUUCAAGAUAUUUUAACUGCACAUCAACAACUCAUUUUCUCGACAGAUUGGAAAGGUUUACCCGAAUUGACAAAUGCAAAUGGACAACAUUGUCCAUAUUCAUGUGAAAUUCAAGCAUGGAGUAUGUCAACAUUAUUGGAAACAAUGUACGAUUUAGAUAAUCUGCAUUUAUAA